GUAGGCUGAGGCUUUUUUUUUUAUUUAUCGGAAUGGGCGGCUUAGUGGUGAAACAUAGCUCGGUUGUUGGGAGCCUCGGGAGUUGCAUCUGAACGCGGAGAGGGGCUGCCGGCCCCGGUGGCUGCAGGGACUACGCUACCUCCGGGACCUGGUUAACCCCCUCCAUCGCCCACGUGACCGCCGCCAUCUUGUCCGGGCGCGGGAGAAACGUGAGGAGGUUCUGAGUCUGCGCAGAAUGACGGGCGUGGUAGCCGGAGCCGGGGCGGAGACUGAGCUUGCGCAGUUGUGACUUUAAAGGACUUGCCCACCCGAUGGAUGUCCUUUUUUUUUUCUAUGUGUUUUCCGUGUGUGGCUCUGUUCGCACUUGCGUAGCUUUUUUUUUUUUUACCUGCAGGACUUGAACUCGCCGCCAUGUCCGAAGAAGGGAAGCUGUUCGUUGGAGGACUUAACUUCAACACCGAUGAGCAGGCACUGGAAGACCACUUCAGCAGCUUCGGACCGAUUUCUGAGGUGGUCGUUGUCAAGGACCGGGAGACUCAGCGUUCCCGGGGUUUUGGCUUCAUCACCUUCACUAACCCGGAACAUGCUUCAGAUGCCAUGAGAGCCAUGAAUGGCGAGUCCCUGGAUGGUCGCCAGAUCCGUGUGGACCACGCAGGCAAGUCUGCCCGGGGGACCAGAGGAGGGGGCGCUUUUGGGGCCCAGGGGCGUGGUCGCAGCUACCCCAGAGGUGGUGGAGACCAGGGCUAUGGCUCUGGUAGGUAUGAUGCUCGCCCUGGAGGAUAUGGCUAUGGAUACACACGGCCCCGAGACUUUGGCAGAAGCCAGGGGGGUUACGACCGCUACCCAGGAGGAAACUACAGGGACAAUUACGACAACUAGGACGGUGCUCUGCACGUCACAGAGAUACACAAGGACUAACACUUCUGACCCAGGACCAUCCUUCUAAACAGCUGUAUUUAUAACAGUUUUUUGGAGCUGCACUGAAACACCUGUUUUUAACAUCAGCUUUUGUUUUUUGGUUUUUGUUUUUUUUUUUUGAAUUGAGCUUCCCAGGGUAGCUUGUGAAAGACCUUUUUAGAAAGCUCCAUGUAUGUUUAUUAAAAAUUGAGUGGUUUCUUUUUCCUUGCACAUUUGGAGGUAAAUUUUAGGAUAUUUGCAGGGCCUCAGUAUUACUCCUUUCAUUGUUCGGACUCAGGAUUAUUUUCUUCUGGACAAAAAAAGAAAAAGCCUAUUUGGUCAGACUUUUUCUUCCAUUUGUAUCUAAAGUUUUUUUUUUUUUUAAUGUGUACACAUUGUUUACCACGGAAGCAAUUUCCAAAUGAACUUGGAAGAAAUCUGUAUCAACAUGAUAGACUUUUUUUACUCCAGAUCAUUAUCCAGGUUUUAGAGAACUUCAAAAUGUUGGUAAUUGUCAUUUUUACUUAAGUGCUGGAAGAAAGUAUUCUGUUGUGUCUUGUGUGCUUAGAAUAGUCUCACUAAGCUGAAUAAAAGUUGGAACCUUGAAAAA
Molecule: messenger RNA, 1507 nt
Organism: Ochotona curzoniae (black-lipped pika)
Lineage: Eukaryota; Metazoa; Chordata; Mammalia; Lagomorpha; Ochotonidae
Product: RNA-binding protein 3
Exons: 6
Coding region: 412-879 (155 amino acids)
Biological process (GO): regulation of translation; positive regulation of mRNA splicing, via spliceosome
Cellular component (GO): spliceosomal complex
Molecular function (GO): RNA binding; ribosomal large subunit binding
Source: RefSeq, a predicted model, not a curated record